AUGGCCUCCUCGCACGCCGCUGUUGCUGCCGGCACCGCGUCGCCCACCAAGAGACGCGCCGCCUUGGCCCCGCUGGACGCGAACGCGAUGCCUUCCUCCCCCAAGGCAUUCUCGACCAAGGACGGCCUCGUGUCUGCCCCUGUGCCUCCCUCACUCAAGGCCAAGAGCCCCCUCGCCUCUUCUUCUCCUGCGGUGUCGUGGUCCGCGUCCGCGGCGCUGGCCGUCGGCAAGAGGCCCGCCGGCGAGGACGCCGCCGGUUCGGCUGGACGGCCGCCGGCCAAGAAGCCGUGCCUCGAAGAGCGUGACGAUGACGCGAACCAGCAGCACCGGCCGUCGCGCUCCCAGAGCCCCGACUCCGUUUCCAUCUUCGACACCUCGGCCGGCGAGGGCGAUUCCUCGUGGGCCACCGCCGCGACGGAUCUAGACUACAAUGCUGUGGCCGCCGCCCUCGCCCGCCCGCUACCCCGGCCGAGCCUGACGCGAGAGCAAGCAAGAGAGAAAGCAGAGAUCCUCCGUCUGCGCCUCGGGCUCGCGUCGUACAAGGUCCGCACCGGGCAGGAAGCCGUCCCGCUGGCCGAGCUGCGGCGCCUGCCCCUCUCGCCGGCGGGCCGCCGCACCGUCCGCGUUCAGAGCCCCGCGCCGUCCCACACCACCGCCGCCGCCGCCGCCGCCGCCGAUGAGAACCAUGCCAAGAACAAAGAGAGGGACGAGGACGAGGGGGAGGACGAGGACAACGAUGAUGACGAUUCGCAGUCGCAGAUCCUGCCGCAGUCUCAGCAGUCGGCAUCCACACACGUAUCCGCGUCCACUACCUGCGACUUUGACGCCUCCGUGACGAUAGCCGCCACGCCGCCGCCGCCGAACGAACAUGACAUGAAACAACAACUACAACAACAAGGCGAGGGGGAACAAAAGGCACAUACAGAAGGCCGGAAGGAAGUGCAGGAGCAGGACACGAAGGGCGAGCUCACGGGCGGCGCCGCAACGGGCCUCCUCAGCCUGGCCAUGGCGAGCAUGAGCUAG
Molecule: messenger RNA, 1023 nt
Organism: Purpureocillium lilacinum
Lineage: Eukaryota; Fungi; Ascomycota; Sordariomycetes; Hypocreales; Ophiocordycipitaceae
Source: RefSeq, a predicted model, not a curated record